AUGCUCUCAUGCUCUCAUCUCAAGCUCAUCCACCCAUGCGCAUCUUCACUCCUGCUACUCCCUUCCACUGCAACCCCCCAUGCUCUCAUGCUCUCAUCUCAAGCUCAUCCACCCAUGCGCAUCUUCACUCCUGCUACUCCCUUCCACUGCAAACCCCCAUGCUCUCAUGCCCUCAUCUCAAGCUCAUCCACCCAUGCGCAUCUUCACUCCUGCUACUCCCUUCCACUGCAACCCCCCAUGCUCUCAUGCUCUCAUCUCAAGCUCAUCCACCCAUGCGCAUCUUCACUCCUGCUACUCCCUUCCACUGCAACCCCCCAUGCUCUCAUGCUCUCAUCUCAAGCUCAUCCACCCAUGCGCAUCUUGACUCCUGCUACUCCCUUCCACUGCAACCCCCCAUGCUCUCAUGCUCUCAUCUCAAGCUCAUCCACCUAUGCGCAUCUUCACUCCUGCUACUCCCUUCCACUGCAACCCCCCAUGCUCUCAUGCUCUCAUCUCAAGCUCAUCCACCCAUGCGCAUCUUCACUCCUGCUACUCCCUUCCACUGCAACCCCCCAUGCUCUCAUGCUCUCAUCUCAAGCUCAUCUACCCAUGCGCAUCUUCACUCCUGCUACUCCCUUCCACUGCAACCCCCCAUGCUCUCAUGCUCUCAUCUCAAGCUCAUCCACCCAUGCGCAUCUUCACUCCUGCUACUCCCUUCCACUGCAAUCCCCCAUGCUCUCAUGCUCUCAUCUCAAGCUCAUCCACCCAUGCGCAUCUUCACUCCUGCUACUCCCUUCCACUGCAAUCCCCUCCCACUCACAGCGCCGUCACCAUGCCGUCGCCGUCGCACGUGAUGCCCUGCGCCUGCGUGCACUCCACGCCCCGGGCCCACCUCAUCCCACUCUUAUCCCACUCCGCCGCACACUCCUUCAGCGCCGCCACUGCGCACCGCAGGCGACGGGAGGAGGUACUAUGCGAGGAUGGCAGGGGACUCCACCAAGGCGCGAGAUCAGCGCCAGAGCAGCGCGAGCGCAGCGCGAGCGCAGCGCGGGAGCAGCGCGAGAUCAGCGCGAGAUCAGCGCGAGCGCAGCGCGGGAGCAGCGCGAGAUCAGCGCGAGAUCAGCGCGAGCGCAGCGCGGGAGCAGCGCGAGUGCAGCGCGGGAGCAGCGGGAGAGCAGCUCGAGAGCAGCCCGGGAGCAGCGCGGAGCAGCGCGGGAGCAGCUCGAGAGCAGCCCGGGAGCAGCGCGGAGCAGCGCGGAGCAGCGCGGGAGCAGCGCGGGAGCAGCGCGCGGGAGCAGCGCGGAACAGCGCGAGAACAACGCGUGCGCAACGAGAGAGCAGCGCGGGAGCAGCGCAGAGCAACGCGUUCGCAACGAGCAGCGCGAGAGCAGCGCGAGAGCAGCGCGAGCGCAGAGAGGGAGCAGCGCGAGCGCAGCGCGGGAGCAGCGCGGGAGCAGCGCGAGAGCAGCGCGAACGCAGCGCGAUCGCAGCGGGAUCGAGAGCAGUGCGAGAGCGCGGGAGCAGCGCGAGAGCAACGCGUGCGCAACGAGAGAGCAGCCCGAGAGCAGCGCGAAUGAAGAGUUCGUCGUUACAAUGCGGUAA
Messenger RNA from Closterium sp. Naga37s-1, 1581 nucleotides. Lineage: Eukaryota; Viridiplantae; Streptophyta; Zygnematophyceae; Desmidiales; Closteriaceae. The record is from the annotation of a GenBank genome assembly.